Messenger RNA from Prorocentrum cordatum, 627 nucleotides. Lineage: Eukaryota; Dinophyceae; Prorocentrales; Prorocentraceae. The record is from the annotation of a GenBank genome assembly.
AUGGCCUCCGCCUGCAAGCCGGUCGUUGUCCACCUGUGCGGUUCUCGCGCCAGCGAGUACUACGAGGGCGUCUCCGCCUACUACGCGAGCCAGUGCUAUGAGCAAGUGGUCACACAUGGUACGUUCGACAAUCGUAUCGCGAUGGUGCACAUGGACGGCACGUGGAGCUUCCCCAACGACUUCUCCGACGAAGCGAAGGCCGCAGCCCGUCACGUGGAGCUGCCGGAGGCGGUGCAGAUCCUCAAGGAUCUGUCUCCAGCCGCCGUGGUUCCUCACAUGUUCUGCCUCCCAGGCAUGACCACCUACCGUGCCCUCUUCGACGCCAUCGGCACCCCUCUGGUGGGCAACGACGCGGGGGUCAUGGCCCUGUCCACCAACAAGGCGCAGUCCCGCGCGGUCGUCGCCGCCGGUGGCGUGCGGGUGCCAGAGGGCGAGCUGCUGCGCAAGGGCGACAUGCCGAAGAUGGAGCCGCCUUUCGUGCUGAAGCCGUGCAACGAGGACAACUCCAUGGCGUCACGCUGUUCACGGGCAAGGACGGCCAGUCCCUGGACGAGGCGCUCGCCACCGCCUUCAGCUUCGACUCGGAGGUCCUGUGCGAGAAGUACGUCGAGCUCGGCCGCGAGGUGA